Molecule: messenger RNA, 1878 nt
Organism: Microthlaspi erraticum
Lineage: Eukaryota; Viridiplantae; Streptophyta; Magnoliopsida; Brassicales; Brassicaceae
Source: the annotation of a GenBank genome assembly
AUGUUUUUCCACGAGAGAUGCAGCAACGCCCCUUACAAGAUCGACCACCCUUUUUACAAGUGUGACUACCCUCUUUUCCUUCAAACCCACCCUGGGAAAUCUAAAGCGACAUGUGCUUCAUGUCGACAUAAGAUCCCCAAAGAUAUCAAACACUAUCAAUGUUUGAAAUGUGGUUUUAAACUCCACAUCUACUGUGCUACUUACACACCGCCGGAGGUCAUUGAUGUUCCCGAGAACCAUGACCAUAAACUCAAGCUAGAGAUGGUGGAAACCCACUUCACAUGCGUUGCUUGCGGGAAGGAUGGUGAUGGAUACUCAUACAAAUGUCAUCAAUGCCAAGUGAGUUUCCAUGUGAAAUGCCAAAAGUACGCAGGAGAGGUAAACCAUCCUUUACACAUUCACCCUCUAAAACUCUUCAAAGGUGAACCACCCGCUUAUACCAAAGGAAAAUGUUGUUUGUGUGGAGACGAGCUUGUUGAUGGUGUCUUUUACCAUUGUGACCUCUGUAACUUUAGCUUGGAUCUGCAUUGUUGUCUUUAUCCACCACAAGUAGCUUUUCACGACCGAGACAUCCAUGGCCACAUGCUUUGCCUUAUGCCAAAACUGAUCUCUUUUACUUGCACCACUUGCGGGCUGAAGGGAGAUCGAAGCCCAUUUGUCUGUCUUCAAUGUAGUUUCACGGCUCAUAUUGGUUGUUUUGGAUUUCCAAGGGUCAUUAACAUCAAUCGUCAUGAUCAUCGCGUUUCUUUCACUACUCUUCUUGGUGUGGUGGAUUCGGUAUGUGGAGUUUGUCAAGAGAAAAUGGAUUGGACUUGUGGGGGUUAUUCUUGUCACAAGUGUCCAAACUCCAUGUUUCAUACCAAAUGUGCUCUUAGAAGAGAUGUGUCGGACAGGAUAGAGCUUAAAGACAAGCCUGAAGAAGAUGAAGAUAUCGAACCAUUCAAGGUGAUAGGUGAAAACACAAUACAACAUUUCAGCCAUAAAGAGCAUAACCUAAGGCUCGACAAGUCCGGUAUCUUUGUUGAGGAGAGAGGGAGCUGCGAAGCAUGUUCAUAUCCUAUCCUUCACCAUUCCUUCUAUAGUUGCAUGAGCUGUAGCUUCAUUCUCCAUGAGAGCUGUGCGAGUCUGCCUAAACGGAAAAGACACGUGGUAAGCAAUAAACAGUAUGUUCUACACACGGCUCAAGACAAUUUUUCUAAAUGUAAGGCUUGUGGUGUGUUUUACAAUGGUUCCAAAUACGAAUGUCAAACACACGGGUUAGAUAUGCGAUGUGCGGCGGUUUCUGAGCCACUUAACCAUCCGAGUCAUCCUGAGAAUCCCUUAUUUUACACAUCACCAAAAGGAGUCUGCACCGCUUGCAAGCUUGAGGCAUCUCAUGUGUUGAGAUGUGUUGCAGCUGGUUGUGGAUACGUCUUGGAUUUCAAAUGUGCUUUAUUACCAGAUGUGGUAAAGCAUAGAGUCGACGAUCAUCUUCUCUCUUUAUGCUAUGGUGAAGACGGUUCAAGUGGUAUAUAUUGGUGUGAUAUUUGUGAGAAAGUAACUGAUCUCAAAAGAUGGUUUUACACGUGUAAAGACUGUGGGGUUGCUUUACAUAUUGAUUGUGUCCUUGGAGAUUUCCGAAGUUUCAAGCCAGGAAAAGCACUGACAACGUACACUCUGGGCAUGGUGGCCACACAGUUCUUUGUGGUUCGUAACGAUAGUAUGUCUCGACCACUUUGCAGCGAAUGUGGCUCUCGUUGCAUAUCUCCUAUCAUCUUGAAAGUCUUGGACGAUGAUGGCAAGUCGACCGAUAAGUACUGUUGCUCUAUUAAUUGUGCCCACGUUAACAUCGUUAGGGCUGAUGAGCAUCUCACUCUUCGUAGAAUCCAAAGUUUCUAG